GGGUUCUUUCUAAUAUUCAUCCGCUGCGCAUUAAAAAUAUGGGCUAUUGGGUUAUUUAGGCGGGAACUGCAGUUCAGUCGAAUUGUGUUCUCUGUGAAGGUUGUUGUUGCUUCAAUGUCAGUCGUAAAAGAUACAAGAUAUUUGGUAGUUGAGUUCCCUAAAGGGCCUAAGGAAACAACGCCCGCAGUGGAAACCGUUCCAGCAAGCUGGGUUAACGAACAGGAAUUGAUAUCUAAAUGGCCUAAUGGGAAACCUAACGAAGUAUCCAAAGCCAUUAACGAGAUGUAUACCCCUCAGAGUACAUGGAGCUCUUAUAGAUUGUCAAGAAUUCUGUAUAGAUGUGAUAAUUUAUUAACAGCAAAACAAAGAGCAAAAGAUGCUGAAUUAAAUUCAGUAAGCGAAUCAAGCCAUUCGGAUGAGCUUCGACAUAAAAGAAGAAAAAGGAGGGGAAAUCCUAGAUACUUAAGUGAUGAAAGCUCUAGCACAGAUGAAACAUCGGUAGUGGAUGAUCCUUCAAAACCAUCCUUUUACGAUACCACCCCUGCAAUCCCCAACUUCCUUUAUUUUAAGCGUAAAAAUCAAGGAUCGGCAGGAUUAUCAAGUUCCAGCCUGCACUUUGAUGAUACUGAGAUGAGCCCAACUCAUUUUUCUCAGUCAAGUGCAACAUCUCCCAGUAUAAUAAGUGCAGGAAAAGCAAAUAUGUCAAGGAAUUCACCUGUUUCAGUCGCGGCAACGCCUAACAAAGCACCCCUGGAUACCAGUCAACAUAUGAUGCCUAUGCCUUCCAGUCAACAUAGGCCUGUGCCUGAAAAAUCUAAUAGCACCUCAUAUCAGGAAACUGUUCUUCAAACCCUUGCCAACAUCUCAUAUACUCUUGAAAGGAUACAGAAACGACUGAGUAGGAUAGAACUGCAAAGUACUGUAUUCAGAGAUGGAAAAGAAAACAGGUGCCCGGAAUUGCCAGAGGGUGUGCAGUUACCUAUAGCAAGUAUGGAGGUAUUUAAUAACUUUCUGCUUGCUUUGGACAAUGAUGCCCUUUUUGUAUCUCUGGCUUCAUACUUAUCCUUCAGAAUUGGGCAGAACAAUGUUGUAGAUAGGCUACUGACAUUUCUCCUUAGUGAUAUUUUCUCAACUCAGCUUAAUUGGGCUGGUCGCAAUGGGAAAAGAGCCGUAAAAAAAACCAAAUUUGUGGAAUUCAUUAAGUAUACUGUUGAAAAAAACUUGAAGAUUGCGGAUGAAGUGGUAGAGGCAAAAAUUAAGUCCUGGUUGAAACAUUCCUCGGAUCGACUGAAGAGAGAGAGAAAUAAGAACUAAAGCAGUAUAUAUUGUGUAAAUAUUGUUAUCAACUUGUACAUUCAACUGUAUUGUGUAAAAAAAGUAAAUAAAUAAUUACCAAUUCAUUGUAUUAAUUUAGUACUGUU
Uloborus diversus is the source of this 1421-nucleotide messenger RNA. RefSeq lists its product as uncharacterized. The coding region runs from base 115 to 1314 and encodes 399 amino acids. The transcript is spliced from 10 exons. NCBI's taxonomy places the organism in Eukaryota, Metazoa, Arthropoda, Arachnida, Araneae, Uloboridae. The record is from RefSeq and is a predicted model, not a curated record.